GUAGUAUUAAAAAUUGUUAAUUAUUAUUUUUUUUAACUAAUGCAUGUUAUUUCUAGUAAAAUAUAAUUAAGCCUUAUUACUAAUGUAAACAGUUGUUCGUAUUUCAUGAAAAAGCGGCUCAAGUGCUCACUAUAAAGAUAGAAAAUAAACAGUAUGGUGCGCAUCCUCAAGAAUGGAGAGAUUGUAGAUGACAGUGACCCUCGGGCACAACAUGGUAGUCCAAGGCAGCAACAGAACACUGGUAGGGUACAACAUGAGAGGAUGCAGGAGGGAGGCCACUUUUCAGUCUUCGAUGAAUUCAACACACGGCUGGCUGGUUAUGGAGUGCCCAGGUUUAACAUUGGAUCUCACACUGUGGAACCCAUUGUACUGAUAGGCUUCAUAGUCGCCGGCCUUCUGUUUGGAUUGCCUGGUUUGCUUCUGGUUGCAAUGCUGUUUGUGAUAUCAAAACUGAGUACCAGUGGUGGAGGAAUUAAUUCGUUUCUUGGAGGUCAAGGUCCAAGUGGUCAGGGUGACCCUAGGUCAUCAGGGUCAAGGUCAACUCAAGGCUCAGGUCACAGACUGGGAAGAUCUUGACCGCAGGAUAUUCUGCAGUUUUAUCAAACUUGGGAAGCAACAUGCAGAGCUAUAGGAACUUUGGUCAGCAUGGGUAUAGCCGUAAUUUAAUGCCUAUAAAUGAGUGCUGUGCUGUGCAUUGGUAACUAAAA
Dreissena polymorpha is the source of this 707-nucleotide messenger RNA. RefSeq names its product protein FAM241B-like. The transcript is spliced from 3 exons. The record is from RefSeq and is a predicted model, not a curated record. Bases 154 to 576 code for a protein of 140 amino acids. NCBI's taxonomy places the organism in Eukaryota, Metazoa, Mollusca, Bivalvia, Myida, Dreissenidae. Gene Ontology annotation, cellular component: intracellular membrane-bounded organelle.